CCGAAUUCCGUCGCAGCCCGCGGACGAAGUCGAGGGCACGACCACGACCAGGGGCGUGCUGGUCCGAAACGGCAGCACCAGCAGUUUUUGCCGGUAAAAUCCGAGCCGCCGGAUGACGAGGAGGGAGGCAGAUCACCAGGAAAAUCGCAUGAGCGAUUACGUUUUGUUGAAGCAGCAACAGCAACGACGGCUCGUCUUAGUGGUAGAAAUCAACAAGAAGUUCGUCUGCGAGUCGGACCACUCAGAGUUAUAGUUAAAAAAGAGCUCUCUGAUGUAGUAGUUCCCGAAACAAACACAAGAAGCGUAGGAGGUGGUGCAUCUUCAUCAUCAUCUCGAAGAACCGAAGAAAAUCGAGGUGGCCAGGAGGGCCGCGGAGUGGCUGAAGAUUUUCGUGCUGGUGAAGUCGAACCCUUCUCGAAAAGAGAUCAUCAUCAUGGUGGGGGCCAUCCACUGGCACAGCGGCCGGCUCCUGUGAUGGAAGGUGAUGCCAGAGUCUCCACCAGCCGCAACCUCCAGGAGGAGGAAACUGCCGCUGCGAGACCAACAGUAGGAAGCACUGGCGAAGGAGACAGAACGGAGGAGCAGGAGGACGCGGCGGGGGAGGAUGCUGCUCCUCCUGAACCUGAAGAUUCUGAUGCUGAUCAUGCGACAGAGUCGGAAACAGAGGAAGGAGCGGGGGAUGAAACAGAUGAGGAAGUGGAAGAUGAGGAUGUUGAUCAACCAGCACCAGCGAGAACUAUUCACUCCCAUUUACAUCUUCAUCACCCACACCUGAAUCCCGAACGCUGCCGGAGCUUUCUCUACGGCCCGCCGGAAGUUCGUGAGGCAAACAGAAGAACCCAGAAGUUUACCGAAGCAGCGCACGACGAGGAGCAGCAGCUACGGAUUGAGCAGCAACAAGGGGCCCCGGGAGAGCCGGGGCAAGAUUUUUCUGCUCGCGCUGGCGCAGGUCAACAUCUUAGAGGAGAACAUCC
Messenger RNA from Amoebophrya sp. A120, 974 nucleotides. The record is from the annotation of a GenBank genome assembly. NCBI's taxonomy places the organism in Eukaryota, Dinophyceae, Syndiniales, Amoebophryaceae.